AACAUAUUGAUGAGGGGACUAGGGCGCAUGAUGCGCAGUGCUCCCAGGCACGGUGCUGGGGGUGGCUUCAGACACAGAGGCAUACCAGGAGGUGGCGGCGGCAGACGUGGCAAUAUGGGUCUGCUACUGUUGGUGAUCGAAAUACUGCGCGUAGGUUGGGAUAGAAUACCACCCGCCACCCUCUCGCUACUGAGUGGUAUGGUGUUUGUGUUCUUGAACCCCGUAAACUGGCAUAUGCACUCGCCAGGUCAGGCGUGUCUCAGUGCGACCAGGAUAUUACACAACCCUGCUCACAAUGCCUACCGAGGAGUGACGCACGCCUUCUACCAUGCCAGCGACUUCCACCUGUACUACAACAUGGUCUCACUGAUACACAAGGGCAUGCAACUUGAGCCCAGGCUAGGCAUGCAACUGUAUGUGGGGGUGCUGGGUGCCAUCGUCGUUAUAGAAUCACUCAUCUACGUAUUUGUGGUGGAGACGCUGAUGAUGGUCUUCGGUCGACACGCGCCAAUGGUUGGGUCUGACUGCAGCCUGGGGUUUAGUGGAGUGCUGUUUGGUAUGAAGGUGGUGCUGCAAGCCACUAAUCCGAAUCCUAACACCGUGUCGUCGUUCUUCGGUCUGUUUACCGUCCCCAACAAAUACGCACACUGGGUAUACCAAGGAGAGUCGUCGCAAGAUACUUCCACACUAGACAGUGAGUGGGAUCAACUGGAUGUGCUCAGACGUGGACGUACACAGCUUGCGCAGUCCCAGCAGACAAGAACCCCUGUCAGAAGCUCUACUCGUGAACACAUGGAUCAACCCCAUGCAGAGCCUUUGGUUAGCCAAGUCACUAGCACGACUGCAUCACUCGAACCAACUUACGGAGAAGUUGCUAGUGACACAAGCAUGCCCCACUCAGGACUACUGACCCAGCAGGAACUGCGAGCUCGGCGUGUGGCGAGAUUCGAUAAAUCGUAGUGUGAUAUAUGUUUAUACAUAAUGUAUAUAUGUUUACACAUAUUGUAUAUAUGUUUAUACAUAUUAUAUAUGUGUUUAUACAUAUUUUAUAUGUGUUUAUACAUACUAUAUAUAUGUUUAUACAUGUAGCAUAGACCAUGGUGUGGUACACAUGUGCAUGGCAUACCACGCCUAUGCCAAUGGGAUUAAGCACAGGAGGUGCCGUGUGGAGUGAGGGUAUUAAUUCCUUUACCAAUAGAUCCCUUCUCCGAAUACACCUCUACGGGCCACGGUUUGUCUCAGUAACCGUUCACGGACUUUAAGACUAUGAACUAGAAGCCCCCAUUCCACGCGAUAUAAACCGUGGUACACAGCCGGCGAUGAUAGUAUGUUUCAUCGCAGGGCUAUCUGAGUAUGCGACCAUGACAUGUAGGCGAGGGCACUGCUUGUGUGUAGGUUAAGAGGCCUCGAGAGCACUCGUGCGUAAACCAUGUAGGAUAGUACCAGAGUAUGUCUACACUGGUGAUUGCAGCCACCGUACUAUAUAUAUAUAUAUAUAUAUAUAUAUAUAUAUAGGUAAUUGCGGAGAAGGCUCGAUUUGACCUUACCACUGAUACCGCGCAGUAGCCCAAUGGAUGGGAUAGCAAACUGCUCGCUACCAUACUUCCACUCAAUGAGAUGAGACCAGAACAAAGCAAACACCAAGGUUGACAACCAGCUACUUGCCAGCACUAUCACCACGUUGCAUGAAGCGGCAACCGUGUAUCUGCAGUGACUCCGCUGACAAGUAUAGUGCAGAAUGCACUCGGCACAGAGUUCAAGAGGAAGCUUUGUGGACUGGAUGCGCAAAGUCAAGCAGUACAUGAGACUGAAGAAGCAAAUAAACAUAACGUAAACGCGUUUAUCACCUUUCACAGCACUGCCCGCCCCUAUCACUACAUGAAGUUGCACAAUGGAUCUACGUUAAAUACGCGUAAACGCGUUUAACCCUAUUUACAGUACGGCCACUACCACUACAUGAAGUUGCACAUAUAGACCUACGUUAAAUACGCGUAAACGCG
This is a messenger RNA of Sphaeroforma arctica JP610, 2000 nucleotides long. RefSeq lists its product as hypothetical. The transcript has 6 exons. The coding region runs from base 10 to 960 and encodes 316 amino acids. Gene Ontology annotation, cellular component: membrane. Gene Ontology annotation, molecular function: serine-type endopeptidase activity. The record is from RefSeq and is a predicted model, not a curated record. Lineage: Eukaryota; Ichthyosporea; Ichthyophonida.